GUAUUCAUUUUUAUUAUUUGUCGAGUUCCAUCCCCGGACGUAAAAAAGAUUUAAUAAUUUAUAAGAAAACAUAUGUUUAAGUUUAUAAAUAUUAAUUAAUAUAAUAAGAAAUCGUCAAAAAGUUCAUCGUUUAUAUAAAUUAAUAUUAUAGAUCUACGAAAAUAUUGUGUUGUAAAAAAGAAAAGCAAUAACGUAACAAAAAGUGUAGUACGAAGUGAAGAAGUUCAAAAUCAAUAAAUUUGCCAGACAACAAAAAUUAAUAUCAAUGAAAAACAUAAAAACGGCUUUUAUAUAAAUUUUCAUAUAUUUUGAAAGUAUAUGUAAACAUUGUUUUAAUUUAUAUUUAAAGUUUUGCAGUUGUUUCGCUGUUUCGCUGUUUGUGACUCCAGCAAAGCUACAAAUCUGCAAUAAUGCAACAUCAUACACAUGCACCACGUCCUGCAUUGCACAUGCGUGGUCAUCAUAUGCCGCCGAUGCAUGCAACUGCUGGUACUGUUGGUAACAAUGCGCCGGCAGCACGUAUGACAGCUAUGAAUAUUUUGCCACCACGGCCACAAGCUCAGUCCCAAACGAUACAAUCAACCAUUGCACCAAUACGACAAAAUCUAAUAAAAACACAAACAGUUCCACCGCAACACCAACAGAAACCGCCAGCGCUACAACAGCAGCAUCACCUCCAUAACAGCAUAAAAGCACCAACUGCAGCUCAAAGCAUGAUGCCACCUAAUCUUAGAGAGCAUCAUAAUCG
Teleopsis dalmanni is the source of this 748-nucleotide messenger RNA. RefSeq lists its product as uncharacterized. The record is from RefSeq and is a predicted model, not a curated record. Lineage: Eukaryota; Metazoa; Arthropoda; Insecta; Diptera; Diopsidae. The annotation marks the transcript as partial. The transcript is spliced from 2 exons.